Messenger RNA from Glycine soja, 816 nucleotides. RefSeq lists its product as uncharacterized. The coding region runs from base 63 to 587 and encodes 174 amino acids. NCBI's taxonomy places the organism in Eukaryota, Viridiplantae, Streptophyta, Magnoliopsida, Fabales, Fabaceae. The record is from RefSeq and is a predicted model, not a curated record. The transcript has 2 exons.
UCCAAGUUCCUUUGGCUUUUAUAUCUCAUCAUAUAGUUAUUGCUUAAUUGCUUCCAUAGCUGAUGGCGUUUUCUCAGGUUAUCACAACACUUCUUUUUGCAUUAGCCAUAGCCAGAAUUAGCCCCUCAGCAUGCCAAACGGUAGAGGGCAAAGUCUCUUGCACUGACUGCGCUGACAACUACGAUUUCUCUGGCAUUAAGGUCUCAGUGAAGUGUGAAGGUGUGAAAAACCUGGCUAUGGCGACCACAGAAGAUAAGGGCUUCUUCCAGGUUGACCUUCCCUCAGACCAAACAAAACCUCCCUCAGUGAAUUGCUUUACAAAACUUCUCGGGGGGCCAAAUACUAAUCUUUAUGCCUCAAAGAAAAACCUGGUCUCUCAAAUUGUUAAGGGAAAAGAGAAAAACACAUACACCAUCUCCACUCCUCUUAGUUUCUUCACAUCGUGUCCCCAGAACACUGAAUGCAAGGCUGCUAAUUAUAACCAGUUCGGUUCAUCCAAAACCUUUGAUCUUCCAUUGCCUCGGGAGUGGGGUUUGGCUCCUAGUAGCUUCUAUGUUCCUUUCUUCCCCAUCAUCGGAAUUCCUUAAUUAUUGUGUACGUACGUUCCACUGUUAUAUGCUCUUGUUCUUUAAAUGUUUAUAUAUGCAUGCUGCCAUGUCAUUUGUGUAACUUAUGAAAGAAUGCCAUGUAUAUGCAGUUGUGUGGUCUUAAAUUUUAAUGCAUGCAGAUAAACGUCCUGCGCUGCUUUGUGCAUUUAUAUGUAUCACCCGUACUAUCUUAUGAUCGAUAUUUGAUUUGAAAGCACUAUUCUGAAUA